AUGUCCCAACGACUAGCCGAGAAAGAAGCGCUCAGUUCUCUCGAAAGCUUAGCCCCUGAGUUGAUCGACCUCAUCUUAUGCGAGGUCACCUCCAUCUCCGACCUCGCAAACUUCAUCCUAUCUUCACGGACUAUCUACACCCGAUUCGAGUUACGCAAACAGAUCAUCCUUCUCCGUGUUCUGCAAAAUGAACUGGGACCUGUCUUUGUCGAUGCACGGUUUCUUUACCGAUUCCCAUGUGCCAAAAUCGUGGAUGAAAACGGCCGCAGGGACAAAUACUGUGCUUAUUUGGAAACAAUGGGCAAUGUCUACCACAACCUUGUUACCAGACAUGCCCGUGGAGAUGAUGAACCCUUGGACAUGGACGAAUUGAAUCAGUUGUGUCGUAUGCAGCAUUCUGUCAGUAAAUUCGCUGAGAAAUAUCUCUGGUUCAUGCUCGAUCAGCUAUUUGGACGUCAAGUUUCCGAAGAAGACCAACGCAAACAUACUGUUAGCGACAAAGAAGCGGCAACAUUCCAAGAUGCAUUCUCUAUUAUAACAGCUCCGGCCUCUCGCAGUGAGCGCCUGCGCAUAAUUAGAGCGAUCUAUCGUCGCCAGAUAAUCUGCCAUGCCUGGGCUCCUUUCGAGCGCCGUAAACUAGACGUCUGGACCUUCCAGGAGGUAGCCGCCUUGGCCGAACCCGUGUUAGGGUCGCAAAUCCCCAACCCAAGGCAAUCUGGGUUUGAAACAUCGAGCAGGAAAGGCAAGAGUCUUCUUGCACAGUUUGAGCCGUGGGAGAUGGAGCAGGUUGUUCACAUCGACAACUUUAUCACAGAGUUAUGUAUCACACUGACUGAGGUGGCCGAACUGGAAGAGGCAGCAAGGACUGGCGCAGUGAUACAGCCGAUGCUACAACGGAUACGCAAACCUAAACAGCAACCACAGUAUGAGGCCCGGCUAGCCGCGUUUGCUGAUAUCUUCCUCAACAUCACCAACCUGGUGCACUAUAUGGACACUCAUCAGGACAUAAUGGACGUAGCGAUAAGUGCCCUGCUGGGCCAAGAACUCCCGAAUUGGCCUCUUCUAGGUAUGCGCAAGUCCCGCAUCCGGGACAUGUACGCUACCGAGUUGGAACUCAGGCCGCUGUUCGCUCCCUUCCAGGUUGACCGGAUGAUAUUGGACCCGGCGCGUGAUCGACUGGAGCGGGAGCGCAGCCCGCUCGAGUUCGUUGGCGAUGACGGAGACAACUCACUGAAGCACCCGCCAUUCGGUUGGAUUGAUGCGCUUGGUGGACGGUACCUCAACUGGUGGGGUAACGCAUUCGAUAUGGUGCUUUGGAGUCCCAGGCCCCCAGACCGCCUGGAGGAGUAUGAUCUUGCUGAGCAGGAAAGUCAUAUCAAGAAUGUGGAGUUGUUUGUCAAUUAUGGUUUUGUGUUUUGGGACCAGCCUCGAGUUGAAGCUCUGAAAAGGCUUGAAAAGUGUAAGGACCUUCAACGGGGUUGGAUGAACAAGUUGGAGUACGGGGCUACUGUUUAUCACCAUUAA
Messenger RNA from Thermochaetoides thermophila DSM 1495, 1524 nucleotides. RefSeq lists its product as uncharacterized. The transcript has a single exon. Bases 1 to 1524 code for a protein of 507 amino acids. NCBI's taxonomy places the organism in Eukaryota, Fungi, Ascomycota, Sordariomycetes, Sordariales, Chaetomiaceae. The record is from RefSeq and is a predicted model, not a curated record.